CCAAUUUUUGUACACAAAAAAACUUUGCGUUGUUUGUUUAAAUGAAUUUUGAACAGUUUUUUUAGUUGCAAAAUUAUUUCGGGUUGUGAGCCACCGGCCCCUCGGCUGGUAAAUCAGUUCUCUAACGCAGCCAGUCGAAAAGUUGAAUCUUGAAAGUUGCUGGAAAGUUUCGCACUGACUUGCAAAGUUAAAUCGGUCGAUUGCAAAAGUGUGCGGAGUCUAAAUUAAGACGGCACGAUGUCUAGGAGGCCACGCAGGAUAUUACCACCGCGCCAUGACGACUUUCAGUUCGGCUUCAUGUUCCCGGACCUGCCGCGGCCCUUCAAUGUCACCUACAAGUGCUAUUCGAUUGCCAUGUUACCGGGCAACGAAAGAGUGGACGUCGAGCGCGGCGGAAAAAUUAUUAUGCCUCCGUCUGCCUUGGACCAGCUCACCAGGUUGAACAUUAACUAUCCAAUGCUCUUUAAAUUGGUCAACAAGAACACGAACCGCGUCACGCAUUGUGGUGUGUUGGAAUUUGUUGCUGAUGAAGGAAAGAUAUAUUUACCCCUGUGGAUGAUGCACAAUAUGGUUUUGGAGGAAGGAGAUUUGGUCCAAAUGGAAAAUGUGUCGCUUCCAGUUGGAACAUUCUCAAAGUUCCAACCAUUGUCACCCGAUUUUUUGGACAUUACAAACCCUAAAGCUGUCUUAGAGAACUGCUUAAGAUCCUUUGCUUGUUUAACAACUGGAGAUGUAAUAGCAGUAAAAUACAACCAAAAAGUUUAUGAGUUGUGUGUCAAAGAAACUAAACCAGGCGAUGCUAUUAGCAUUAUUGAAUGCGACAUGAAUGUAGAAUUUGAAGCACCAGUUGGAUACAAAGAACCUGAACAAUUAAAGAAAGAAGAUGAAGAAAUGUCCGUGGAUCCCUCAGAUUUGAUGCCAGAACCCUCAGGUUUUGUGGCGUUUAGAGGCGCGGGCAAUCGACUGGACGGCAAGAAACGAAAAGAUUCUACGUCGGACGAAAAAACCGUACAAAAACCAAAAUAUGUACGUGGCAUUCCCGAUUACGAUUGGGAAAUUGGCACACUGAGGUUCAUGAGGAAGAGCACGAAACCGACGAACAAGGAGAGCAAUGAAGGCAUCGAUUUUAAGGCAUUCAGCGGCAACGGCUUCAGUUUGAAAGGUAGAAAGUAAUUGGGCUGUGAUUUUUUUUGCCGUUUAUUUUUAGUGGUUUUGUUUUAUUGGAUUUUAAUAAAUAUUUAUUUAUUAAUGUAAA
This is a messenger RNA of Aethina tumida (small hive beetle), 1255 nucleotides long. RefSeq names its product ubiquitin recognition factor in ER-associated degradation protein 1 (gene Ufd1-like). Gene Ontology annotation, cellular component: VCP-NPL4-UFD1 AAA ATPase complex. The transcript is spliced from 5 exons. The record is from RefSeq and is a predicted model, not a curated record. Lineage: Eukaryota; Metazoa; Arthropoda; Insecta; Coleoptera; Nitidulidae. Gene Ontology annotation, molecular function: polyubiquitin modification-dependent protein binding. Bases 238 to 1173 code for a protein of 311 amino acids.